GAAAUUACGUGCCGCCCAGUGAGACACCUUCAGAAAAGCGGACUCAGUCCUUUUGAAAGGACUUUUUAUAAAAUGUCCAAGGCGCUCACCGCUUACAUACUUGUCUUGAUUUUCAUUUAUUACGUGCGCGUUUUCCUUGUUUCAGACCAUUUGGUGUGCCCCGGAAGGAAAAACAACAGAAGAAGAGGCGAAGCCAGACGUAACGAAGCUGUCACUGAAGACGAUCAACCACUUGAUAACCGGCCUCAUCGGACUUCUCAUGAAUCUAAACCGAAAUAACCCCAUGAAGGAUGAUUCUUACUAAUCUCUAACACCAAAGAUUAUCGGAUAAAUUUAUACUUGAAAAGGUUCCAAUAAAAUAUGUAAGGCAUGGGAAACAACGGAUGUGCUUGCUGUAUAGUUCUUAUUUUACUGACCACUGUAUCGAUUGGAGCAAGGAGGCAGGAAAAACAAAUCUACAAUGGAUGCGUAAAGGAUGUUGAGGAGAGGUGCGAAUUAGAAGACGAAGUUGAAAUAUCGAAGCAAAAGCUGCGUAUCCUUCUGCGCGGCCUGGUGACCCUUCUGGUCAACCUUUUUCCUGACUGCCUGCCCAAGACAGAGCAGAAGCAGGACGAAGGAGUCAAGGUUUUCCGGCAGAUUAUCGCCUGUCCACCUUACCCUCUAAUGCAACCUAUGCAUUUGAAUAGUUGAUGGAUCUCAAUCUAAACCAACUUCUUUUCUCAGGAAAUGACUGCAUGCAUUUUCAAUACAAUAGUUGGUAAGCAAAUGCUACAUGAUUGGCGAGCUAAUGUAUAAUUUGUAAAACCUUUCUGCCAAUUAAAAUUGAAAUUAUUAGCAUGUUAUCAGUCAAUUUGCUUUCUUUGCAUUGCAUUAAAAUAUUUUUGUUUUAGAAUAAAUUAACCUUUUUGUAAAUAAAUUAUAGUUUUCAUCGUU
Molecule: messenger RNA, 933 nt
Organism: Cimex lectularius (bed bug)
Lineage: Eukaryota; Metazoa; Arthropoda; Insecta; Hemiptera; Cimicidae
Exons: 5
Coding region: 370-690 (106 amino acids)
Source: RefSeq, a predicted model, not a curated record